AUGCAUGCGGCAAGCGAUCCAACUCACCUCGCGAUCUCCCCGAGACCCUCCACCACAGACAGAGCGCGCAGAAAUCCGGGGUCUGCGAAGCCCGGUACCCAACAGCAAGAGCCGGCAACCCAGUCCACUAAGCCUGUUGCCCAGCAGAAAAUCACUGAACUGCUAAUAGAGUUUGACCCGCUCUACAUUAAAGGGGACAUAGAAGACAUUAAAGGGGACCUACUGUCCGAGCUGGUCCCAUCCGGCAUUCCAGUGGUUCCCGAGCCGAUCCCAUCCGGCCUCACACUGGUCUCCAAGUCGAUCCCGUCCGACCCUCCAGUGGUCCCCGAGCCGGUCCCGUCCGGCCCUCCAGUGGUCCCCGAGCCGGUCCCGUCCGGCCCUCCAGUGUUCCCCGAGCCGGUCCCGUCCGGCCCUCCAGUGUUCCCCGAGCCGGUCCCGUCCGGCCCUCCAGUGUUCCCCGAGCCGAUCCCGUCCGGCCCUCCAGUGUUCCCCGAGCCGGUCCCGUCCGGCCCUCCAGUGUUCCCCGAGCCGGUCCCGUCCGGCCCUCUAGUGUUCCCUGAGCCUGUCCCGUCCGGCCCUCCAGUGGUCUCUGAGCUGAUCCCGUCCGGCCCUCCAGUGUUCCCCGAGCAUGUCCCGUCCGGCCCUCCAGUGUUCCCCGAGCCUGUCCCAUCCGGCCCUCCUGUGGUCUCCGAGCCGAUCCCGUCCGGCCCUCCAGUGUUCUCCUAG
Triplophysa dalaica is the source of this 726-nucleotide messenger RNA. RefSeq names its product homeobox protein ESX1-like. The record is from RefSeq and is a predicted model, not a curated record. The transcript has a single exon. Lineage: Eukaryota; Metazoa; Chordata; Actinopteri; Cypriniformes; Nemacheilidae. Bases 1 to 726 code for a protein of 241 amino acids.